AGUUUGUCCGCUGCGGGGCACCGUAGUGGCUUUAUCCAGGGCGGAGCGGGCUGAGCUGGGCUGGGCGCUGGAGCCCAGUUCAGCUUUGGAGACCCCGAUGGCUGCGGUGUUUUUGGUAACGCUCUACGAGUACUCGCCGCUUUUCUACAUCGCGGUGGUCUUUACCUGCUUCAUCGUGACCACCGGCCUGGUAUUGGGAUGGUUUGGUUGGGAUGUUCCAGUAAUUCUGAGAAAUUCUGAAGAGACCCAGUUCAAAACAAGAGUUUUCAAAAAGCAAAUGAGACAAGUCAAGAAUCCUUUUGGCUUAGAGAUCGCUAAUCCAUCUUCAGCUUCGAUUUCAACUGGCAUAACUUUGACAACAGAUUGCCUUGAAGAUAGCCUCCUCACAUGCUACUGGGGGUGCAGUGUUCAAAAAUUGUACGAGGCUCUGCAGAAGCACGUUUAUUGCUUCCGAAUAAGCACUCCCCAAGCACUGGAAGAUGCUUUGUAUAGCGAAUAUCUCCAUCGAGAACAGUAUUUUAUUAAAAAGGACAGCAAAGAAGAAAUAUAUUGCCAGUUACCAAAAGAUACUAACAUUGAAGACUUUGGGACAGUGCCCAGAUCUCGCUAUCCAUUGGUAGCACUGUUGACCCUAGCUGAUGAGGAUGACCGAGAAAUUUAUGAUAUUAUUUCCAUGGUGUCAGUAAUUCAUAUUCCUGAUAAAACUUAUAAACUGUCCUGUAGAAUAUUAUGUCAAUAUUUACUCCCGACUCAAGGUCAAUUUCAUGAUCUUAAGCAACUUUACAUGUCUGCAAAUAAUAAUGCCACUCCUCCCAGCAAUUCCUCUCCAGACGGUGAAAGCACAGACCGCAGCUUGUUGGAAAAGGCUGGACUUUCUGAAAGUGACGUAGAGCCUCCGGAGGAGAGUAGCAAGGACUGUGUUGUUUGCCAGAACGGGACUGUGAACUGGGUGCUCCUGCCCUGCAGGCACACGUGCUUGUGCGAUGGCUGUGUGAGGUAUUUCCAGCGGUGCCCCAUGUGCAGGCAGUUCGUUCAGGAGUCGUUUGCACUUCGCAGUCAAAAGGAGCAAGAUAAAGACAAACUGAAAACUCUCUGAGGAUGUUGUUACAACUGAAAAGUACAAUUACCACUCAAGACGCAGAAGUUUGUGUUCUUGGAAUUAAUCAUAACAUGGAAUGUACGGUGUUGACUGUCAAUGACAAUUCUAUUUUAACUUCAUAUUUGUACGGUACCUGGAUGAUGAAACUUAAUUAUUCCGUCCUGUUCCAUAUGGUAAAUGCUGGAAUACCAUCUGUGUUAUACAUAAAAAUGCAUUCAGCUCUCGAGAAGAAAGCAAAUGUCUGGCCUUUUAUCAGCUAUGGGAUUUCAUGUAAUAUUAAUUAGAAAAUUUCCAAAAAAGCAAUCCAUCUCAAAUUUGAGUAAGUAAAAGUCUUUUUCUGAAUGUU
Myotis myotis is the source of this 1445-nucleotide messenger RNA. RefSeq names its product cell growth regulator with ring finger domain 1 (gene CGRRF1). The transcript has 6 exons. The coding region runs from base 98 to 1096 and encodes 332 amino acids. NCBI's taxonomy places the organism in Eukaryota, Metazoa, Chordata, Mammalia, Chiroptera, Vespertilionidae. Gene Ontology annotation, biological process: negative regulation of cell growth. The record is from RefSeq and is a predicted model, not a curated record.